AUGUCGCAAGGACACACGGAGGAGCAAUUGCUGGAACUGCGGCGCAUCCUGUUACUGACCGUGUAUAAGAACACCUUGAAUCAGCUGAUCCUGCAACAGCGUUCCCAGCGUUUAAAUGCCAGAAAACCACUCAUGCUGCCCGCUUCUUUGCAAAGACGUCGCAGUUCGUCAAUGGGGGAGCAGGAAAAACCAGAACGUAUCCUUAUUACCGGAAAGGUUCUUCCCAGAUUGGAAUCCCUGCUGGGAGAGCCAGAGAACGAUGCCGAUCUGCUGGAUGAGGAUGUCCUGAAUGCCCUGAAGUUCGAAAGGGAUAUGGAUGCCCUUAGAAUGAUCUUUGAAGUGGCCAUGAAUGAUCCCGAAUUGGCUGAGAAGAAGGGAUCAGAAGGGAUAGAAGAUGUUAAGGAUCUGGACUCUGAAGAAGGGGACGCUCUGCAAAGUCCAGGGGAAGAAUUCGAAGGGGCAAGUAAGGAAAUAAUUUCUAAUGAGUAUAAAGAUAUGAAAAUCAUGAAUCUGCAAAUUAAUGAAAGGCAAAGUCCACUUGGAGAUGAACAAUUACAAGAUAUUAAGCCGCUUGUUGAUGAAGGGGACAGAGAUUUGGAAACCCUGGAAACCAAGAAAGGGGAAACAACUCCCCAGGAGGAUGAGGGUCUGGAGAAUCUUAGGAGAGCCAUCGCUGCCUUGGGUGGCAACAAAAGCGAGGAGUCGCAGGCUGCCCAACAGCUGCAGGAAUCCAAGGAUGAGCUAAAAAAACUCAAAGAAGACCUGGAAACGGAGAAGCGGACUACCAAGGAUAAGAUACAGAAUCUGGAGGAGCGCAUAGCCGAUACCAAGUACAAGCUGCGUUGUGUCUCCCGGGUCAAUGACCUCGAGUACAGUUUGGUGCAACGCUGGGAGGAGGGUCGCCUGGCCCAGGGAACCAUUUGGGGUGAGAAUGCAGAGCGUGCCUAUUUAAGGGAUAUUUUGGACAUCCGACAAAAGCUGGCACGUGAGGAGCGGGUGAGUGCCGAGCUGCGCUCCUUUCGCCAGCGGGAAAUCAUGGAAUUGCAGGCCAGGAUUAAGGAGUGGCAGGAGCGCUACGUCAGCGAAAUGCGACGGGUGGAUCGCGAGGCGGAAGCCUGGGAGCUGCGCAUCCUUGAGCAGAAGAAGCUACUGCAGCGCCAUCGCGAGAUAUUCGAGGAACGGAUGACCUAUGUCCAGGAGUACCGCGCCCAAAAGGAGGAGGAGCAGCGCCUGCUGAACCUCCAGAUUCACCGCAUCGAGUGCGCCGUCAGACUCCAGGCCUGGUGGCGCGGCACCAUGGUGAGACGCGGUCUGGGACCGUUUAAAAAGAAGCCCAAGCGCGGCAAACGAGGCAAGCCCAAGAAAUAG
This is a messenger RNA of Drosophila subpulchrella, 1368 nucleotides long. Its product is annotated as dynein regulatory complex protein 9. Gene Ontology annotation, biological process: cilium organization. The transcript has a single exon. Gene Ontology annotation, cellular component: motile cilium; cytoplasm. Lineage: Eukaryota; Metazoa; Arthropoda; Insecta; Diptera; Drosophilidae. Bases 1 to 1368 code for a protein of 455 amino acids. The record is from RefSeq and is a predicted model, not a curated record. Gene Ontology annotation, molecular function: protein binding.